CACUUAAAGAUUCUUCCUUUUGCUUCAACUGCGAGCUUUGGGGUGGAUCUCUCUCACUUGCAAAACCAAAUCUGUUCUACUUUGACACCAAAAGAUUACUUCUUAAUCUUCACAAGGUGUUGCAGCCUUAUAUGAUUGGCUGUUGUUAGGAAGGGGUAUGUAUAUUGUAUACUGUGUGUUAUGAAGAUCAGAUAAGUAAAAGUCAAAUCUUGAGGAUAACAACAAUGUUGCAGCCAUUGCCAGAGAUAGCUGAGAGUAUUAAUGAUGCUAUUUGCCAUGAACUCUCCAUGUGGCCUGAAGAUGCUAAUGAUUUGUUGUUGAUAGUGGAGGCAAUAUCAAGGGGAGACUUGAAAUGGGUACUGGUUGCUUGUGCUAAAGCUGUUUCUGAGAAUAAUCUUCUAAUGGCGCGAUGGUGUAUGGGCGAGUUGCGUGGUAUGGUUUCGAUUUCUGGUGCGCCAAUCCAGAGAUUGGGAGCUUACAUGUUAGAAGGUCUAGUGGCAAGACUCGCCGCCUCUGGUAGUUCGAUAUACAAAUCUCUCCAAUCCAGAGAACCUGAGAGUUAUGAAUUCUUGUCUUAUGUGUAUGUUCUGCAUGAGGUUUGUCCAUAUUUAAAGUUUGGGUACAUGUCAGCGAAUGGGGCGAUCGCUGAAGCAAUGAAGGAUGAGAAAAGAAUUCACAUUAUUGACUUCCAAAUUGGGCAAGGGAGCCAGUGGAUUUCGCUGAUUCAGGCUUUUGCAGCUAGGCCUGGUGGGGCUCCAAAUAUUCGAAUUACCGGAAUUGGUGAUGUAUCGGUUUUGGUUACAGUUAAGAGAAGACUAGAGAAACUUGCAAAGAAGUUUGAUGUCCCAUUUAAGUUCAAUGCGAUUUCAAGGCCGAGUUAUGAAGUUGAAGUGGAAAAUCUUGAUGUCCGGGAAGGCGAAGCCCUUGGAGUAAACUUUGCUUACAUGCUGCACCACUUGCCAGAUGAGAGUGUAAGCAUGGAAAACCACAGGGACCGAGUGCUGAGGAUGGUGAAGAGUCUAUCACCUAAAGUGGUCACUCUUGUGGAACAAGAAUGCAACACAAACACUUCUCCUUUCUUUCCUAGGUUCCUUGAGACAUUAAGUUAUUACACAGCAAUGUUUGAAUCUAUUGAUGUGAUGCUUCCUAGAAAUCACAAGGAAAGGAUCAACAUCGAGCAGCACUGCUUGGCAAGGGAUGUCGUCAACAUCAUAGCUUGUGAAGGAGCUGAGAGGAUCGAAAGGCACGAGCUUCUCGGGAAAUGGAAAUCAAGGUUUUCCAUGGCGGGUUUUGAGCCAUACCCCUUGAGCUCAAUAAUUUCAGCCACCAUUAGAGCCCUGAUGAGAGAUUACAGCAACGGGUAUGUGAUUGAAGAAAGUGAUGGUGCUUUGUACCUUGGUUGGAUGGACAGAAUCUUGGUCUCAUCUUGUGCCUGGAAGUGAAAGAAUAAAAAUGCAAACGAUAGAUUGGAAGUAAUAGAUUGUUGUCUCAAUACGGUUAAUAAGGUUGAAUCUGAAUCAAAUCAUAUACAUCCCCAUA
Molecule: messenger RNA, 1539 nt
Organism: Capsella rubella
Lineage: Eukaryota; Viridiplantae; Streptophyta; Magnoliopsida; Brassicales; Brassicaceae
Product: scarecrow-like protein 21
Exons: 2
Coding region: 225-1442 (405 amino acids)
Biological process (GO): regulation of DNA-templated transcription
Cellular component (GO): nucleus
Molecular function (GO): sequence-specific DNA binding; DNA-binding transcription factor activity
Source: RefSeq, a predicted model, not a curated record